GCUUCGUUUCUGGCCAACAGCUGAUCCGAAUUGGCCAGAUGUUGGGCUGCCUUUGGCCCGCUGAUUCAGUUGUGCCGCACAGGUUAACGCGAGCGGUUCUUGUGUCGCAACAUUCGGAAACCAAAACUACAGGCGCUGCUUUUGGAUUAUUUAUGAUUUUUUGUGCUGUGACAAAUGCGAUUUAUUUGCGGACAAAAGUGGUUUUUGGCAAUCAGCUGGUAUUGUUCUGUGAGAGCCAUACGUUCUGGCUACCAAAUAGUGCAUAAAAUAAAAUAAAACAAAAUACGUUAACGUUUACUGGUAAAUAAAGUAUCUGAAGUCAAACAUUUGGGUCCCCUGGCAACACUUGCAUUUUCCCUCACGACCAAUCGCCCAAUAUAACUCCCGGCUGACACACAUUUGAUGAGAACAAACAGCAAACUUAAAAAAAUCAACCGAAAAUAAUGUCAACGAAAUCAAUGGCAGCCCACGGCAGCUGCAACAUGUUGCUGCUGUGUCUUCUGCUCCUGCUGCCGUCGGUCUCCCCCGUCCGCUUGCCCAAAAGCAGCAGCAACAAUGUAACAGCAGCAACAACAGCAGCGACCGCAUCAACCGAAUCAACCGCAACAGCAGCAACAACUGCUGCAAUCCGCAAUGCCAAUGCCAAGGCUGGUAGCAAAUAUGAGAUACGCGGCGUUGCCGGUGAACCAAAUUACAAAUCGGUGAAUCUGACCUGGGAAGUUGAAUUCGUGCCGUCGGCCCAUGACACAGAUUCGAGCCCCAACUCCAGCUCCAGAGCGGACCAGGUGAACGCGACAAAUAUGAGCGGCGAUGUGGAACCGCCCCGGGAUCUGGCAUUCCAGAUAUUCUACUGCGAGAUGCAGAACUACGGCCCACAGCGGUGUCGCGUCAAAUUGGUGAAUGGCACCACCGCCGAGGUGUCCCAGGAGGAGAACGAGAAGGCGACGGAUCAGCAGGAGGAGCACGAACCCUCAGGCUCCCAGGUGCACCACUUUGCUGCUGCUGUGGACAACUUGCGCAUGGCCACCAAAUACAGUUUCCACGUUCGUCCGGCGGCUCAAAAGCGCCUCCAGGCGGGCGGAACUCGCAGCUCCAAUGCCCGGGCUGACUUCCACGAUGAGAAUGAGAUCGAGAGUGGAUCCGGACACCUGGCGGGCCAGAGCAUCGUCAUACCCACCAAGGGCUUCACCGCACAUGCCACCCAGUGUUUGCCGCAUGCCUCAGAGAUCGAGGUGGAGACGGGUCCGUACUUCGGAGGACGCAUCGUCGUGGAUGGAGGAAACUGUGGGAUCAAGGGCGAUGCCAGCGAUGCGGCGGACAAGUACACGAUGAGGAUCGAUCACAAAGAGUGUGGAAGCUUGGUGAAACCGGAGACCAACACGGUGGAGACCUUCAUCACGGUGCAGGAAAACCUUGGCAUAUUUACCCACAGCACAAGACGCUUUGUGGUGGUCUGCAGCUACCACUCGGGCAUGCAGACGGUCCGCGCAAGCUUCACUGUACCCGGUAAGAACGGGGUGGCCGCCGCCUACGAGCCCAACGACCCCUUUGAGCCAGACGAGGAUCAGCGACUGGGCAGGGAACUCCGACAGAUGCGCUACGUCAACAAGACGGAGCUGGUGCUUCGCGAAUCGGACUCCCAGCGGGACUCCCAAUCCGAUUCGGAGUCCGUGGAACAGGCUGCGGUGGUGGAGCAGGCCCCGACGCCCACCACCGAGCAGGCUUCUCAGCCCAGAGGUCAGGGCAGAGCUCUGAACCUCAACGAGGUCAACAGCUUGGCGGAUGAGCCGGCGGAGGAACAUCACUUGGAGCCUGUGGUGGGCACCAAGUACGCCAAACUGGUUGUCGACCAGAGCCACAGCUCCUGGAUGCCGUUGGAGGUGGGCUCGCCACCAGGUGGUAGCGACGAGAAUGAAGCCGUUCUGCGUUAUAUUGGCUCCCAUCUGAGCAGCGUGCUGGUAACCGUCUCGCUAUCUGUGAUAAUCAUCAGCAUUUGCAUCGUUCUGCUGCAGCGCCAGCGGAUCCGCUCGCCGCCCCGCAGCCCCUCCCCCUGCCUGGCCGCCCACCUGCCGCACAAGACGCUGCCGCGUGCUCUGCAGCAGCAGCAGUACCAGUGCACCUUGUAGGUGCCCCUGUCCCAGCUCCACCGACUGCCCCGCCGCGUCCUCCGCCUUCCUCCGCCAGCUACUCAGCUAUGCCCACUUGUCUUGCUGAAUGUCAAAGUUUUGAGAGAAAGAAAACUGCAUUUAGCUGAAGAUGACUGCGCAUAGCCACGCCCCCAGCCCCAUCCGACCCCUGGAUUCCGAAUGAAGCCCCAUCAUCCACCAGUGGGUUAAGCAUCCUCCGAUUUACAUAAUUAUAAGCUCGACUCGGCUCUGGCCAAGCUUUAACUGCGAUCGCGAGGAGGACGAGCGGGCAUGGCACUUCUCAUAGAGCGAGAUUAGUCUGUAGACUCCUAGAUGUAAGAUUUUGUAUAAAUUAUUUAUGCCCCGAGAAUACAUACAUAUUAUAGCUACUAAA
This is a messenger RNA of Drosophila simulans, 2520 nucleotides long. RefSeq lists its product as uncharacterized. NCBI's taxonomy places the organism in Eukaryota, Metazoa, Arthropoda, Insecta, Diptera, Drosophilidae. The record is from RefSeq and is a predicted model, not a curated record. The transcript is spliced from 6 exons. Bases 444 to 2126 code for a protein of 560 amino acids.